AUGCCUUAUUACUGCACUGUACCGCGGUGUACAUCCAUGGCCGGCAAGGCAAAAAAUGUAUCGUUUCAUCAAUUCCCAAGAGAUGAAGAAUUAGCUAAAUUGUGGAAUAAAAUACUAAAAAGAGGGAAGCCGUAUACGAAAUACUCGAAAGUCUGCAGUCUACACUUCAGGCCCGAAGACUACACAAUUACGAGUGUCGGUAAAAACAAAGGGCAAUGGAGAACUCUCCGCAAAGAUGCAAUUCCAUCUCAAAACCUGCCAUCAGAGUCUCCUGUACCCACACCGCGACGGAGCUCAGGAGCAUGGGUUCCGAGUAACGUACCUGGCAUUGUUGAUCCAAGAAUGCAGCAGCAAAUGGCUCAGGCUAUAUAUCUCCAAACAAUGCUAGCAAUGCAAACGGCUAACGGAUCUCGACUACCUCCACCACUAGAUGCAAAAAUCCCCACCAAUCUACCAACCCCAUCGAUAUCAGACCUAGAACAAUUAUUGCAAACACGAAAAACCGAAAAGGAAAUAAACACCAACACAGAAAAUCAAGAAUUAAAUCUAAAAAAUCAAAACAUGUCUUACAAAUGCACAGAGUGUUCAAAAUGUUUCAAAGACCCGGAUGUUUUUGUUCUACACAAAAGAACACAUGGCAGUAAGAGAGAGGUCGAAAAUGCAAAUUUAGCUAGAGGAAGUGAGAAGGAAAACAUCGACGCUAAUAAUGACUAUUCAAGUCAAGAAACUCUAAGAGCUAAUCCUAUAUUGGCUAAUUUAUUAAAAUCAGGUGUGCCUCCAACGAAUUUGCUUUCAAAUUUACCAGAAAUGUCUAUGCCUAAUGUUUUUGAUGCGAAUAACGUAUUGAGUAUAGAAAAUCAAAUAAUGACAACUUUAGCCGCGAAUAUGGAGAAUUAUAUUAGAAAUUUAUCAAAUUUACUUUCUGUGCAAGCGAAAAAUGGGGAAGACAUUGAUCCGAAUAAUUCUGAUGAAGAAGAUCAUGAUUCUGAUCAAGAACAGGUUAAUUCUGACCAAGAACGGCAUAAUUCUGACCAAGAUCUGCAUAAUUCUGAUCAAGAACUGCAUGAUUCUGAUCCAGAACAACGUGAUUCUGACCCAGAACACCAUAAUUCUGAUCAAGAACAGCAUAAUAGUGAUGAACACACUCAUAAUUUAUUUCAAGGUGAUCGCAAUUCUGACAUAUGUGAUGAAAACAGUGAUUUUGAUAAUGAUUAUUUAAAUGAGAAAGUCUCCAAUAGUAAAUAUAAUGAUGUGAUGGAUAGAAAUAAUGAUUUCGUCAGAAACGGUCAUAUUUCAGAUCAUAGUGUUCAAGAUAGUGGGGAUAUUGACAUUAGUAAUCAGAGUACCAAACUAAAUGAUCAGACUUUUGACAAUAAUUAUCAAAACUACCAUCAAGCAGAUCAAAAUUCUGGUCAGUCUUACAGUCAGAAUUACAGUCAUGAUUUCCAAAAUUAUGACAAUAAUAGCCAAAAUUAUCAUCAAGAUGAGAACAAUUCUCUUAAAGACGUUCAGAGUUUUGACAGUGACUGUCAGAAUUGCCAUCAAGAUACCUGUAAUUCUGACAAUGAUUGUCAGAAUCAUAAUCAGAAUUGUAAUGAUAAUCAGAAUUUUGACAAAAUAGGUCAAAUGUUAGAAACUAAGGGUUCCAUAUUAAAUGAACCCAGCUGUGAUAAAUAAGACUUAAAUCGAUCGAAAGACUCUUAAUCAUAGACAAAACUGUGUAUUUUUUCUUCUAGUAGGGUAAGUUUUUUUUUAUUAUGUGGCUCAAUUAUGAAGAUUGUUACCGUUACUUUCCGUGCUGAAACUCGUAAACGAAAUCAAAACAAAUGAUGUCGACUAAAUGGCACUAAAAACCCGCGGAGUUGUUGCAAGUAGUAUCGGUUUAUAUCGUUAGAUGGCGCUGUACUUGAAAUCGUCAUAUUGAAGUCUGCCAUCAGAAAUCACCGAUCAAAUUCAUGUCUUAAUAAACGUAAUAAACACACGUCUUCCUUAAUCUUCAUGUUGGCGAAAUAAUCUAUUGCAUCGAUGAAGCUAUAUCACUUGAUAAAAAGCACUACUACCCAAUCGUAGAGCUGAGAUUCUAUUGAAUAUAAAAAUCUUGAGUUUGCUCUUUGUAAAUUGAUACUGUUCGAACCAACCUAAACUUAAUGGAUCACUCCCAUGGGUUUUCGUCGCCUAAAUAAGCAGAAAUUGUACAAUAACCUUAUGUAUAUAGCGUUUUUUCCACAAAUGGCGAAUUUACGGUUUUCAGUACGGCGAUUAACAGAGACGUGGUUUAUUUGUCCACAUUAAUACUAAGCGACUUCAGCGCUGUGAACUCAUGGCAGACACUAAAGACAACGUUUUUAGUUGCUCAUAAACCUCUUAAGGGUUGGAUCUUAUUUGUCCGCUUAUACUAACAUUGUAUUUUACAUGAGGUAUCUUCAAUGGCUUUAACAAGUUUUAGCAUCGACCAUGCUGACGAAAUCCCAUAUAAAACACUGGUUUAGUAAUGACGUAGUAGUAAGAGAGUCACUACGCUUAUCGACAUUAUCGCAUUAAGUCGGUUAGAAAAACUUUUAUGUCCAUAUAAUAAUACUCAGGACGCACAGAGGUGGUAGCGGGUGCGUUUCUCGCGCGGAAAUUUUUGUAAUGUACGAGUUCAUAUGAGGCGGCUGCGAGUUGUAUUCCAUUGAGUUCUAUACAACCGUCCACACUUUAGCUGGCUUUCGUGGUCUAUUUUUUCAUAACUCUUGAGUAUGUUUUAUUGAGUUCCAAUAUGAAUUAGUCAUUCAUCAUUACCCGACAGCGAUGUGGUUUAUUGUUUAAAAUCUGUUUUGAAAAUGAAACGUGGCCGCUUUUGGUGUCACACUGGUCGCCUUCGGGCCGCUAUUCCGCCUCAAACAAGCUAGGAACUGCUGUGUAGUACUCCCCAGUACGCCCCCCGACCGCUUUAACCGUGUGUGGUCUGGGCUUAAGGAUGAAAAAGACGUUUGUCCGAAGAGAGUUGUCGCAUUGGCUCGUAAGACGCGUCUCGACUGAAAUUCAAAUGAUCUCAUCGAGAUUGCCGAAUGAGUCCGAAGGUCAUAUUUUAUAUACCCCCGAUCCGAAACCAUGGCGAACGGCGGCUCUGAUGCUCAAGGUCUCAUCAAGGGCGAAUCGGCUUAAUGCGACGAAUUGUGGUAAAACAUGGACGCCUCAAACCGAUUCUACGUCUAUAAGUGUAGUGACU
Messenger RNA from Hyposmocoma kahamanoa, 3211 nucleotides. RefSeq names its product GATA zinc finger domain-containing protein 14-like. Gene Ontology annotation, molecular function: sequence-specific DNA binding. The record is from RefSeq and is a predicted model, not a curated record. The transcript is spliced from 4 exons. Bases 1 to 1677 code for a protein of 558 amino acids. NCBI's taxonomy places the organism in Eukaryota, Metazoa, Arthropoda, Insecta, Lepidoptera, Cosmopterigidae.